Lineus longissimus is the source of this 6203-nucleotide messenger RNA. RefSeq names its product gamma-tubulin complex component 6-like. Gene Ontology annotation, molecular function: microtubule minus-end binding; gamma-tubulin binding. The transcript has 29 exons. Gene Ontology annotation, biological process: mitotic cell cycle; cytoplasmic microtubule organization; spindle assembly. Lineage: Eukaryota; Metazoa; Nemertea; Pilidiophora; Heteronemertea; Lineidae. The record is from RefSeq and is a predicted model, not a curated record. Gene Ontology annotation, cellular component: spindle pole; centrosome; gamma-tubulin complex. Bases 205 to 5541 code for a protein of 1778 amino acids.
UGACAACCGGCGGUUUUGAUAACUUUUUCGAUUUUUCCCCCCAACAAAAGUCUGUUUUCUUCAAAGACACAAUAUUUUCAGUCUUCUUUUCGGUUGUCGAAUAGAAAGUAGAUAGGUAAAAGUUUCAGAAAUGUGAUGGAACCAGGACCCUCGCCAAAUGAAAAACAUAAUUAUUUUAAGAAGUUGAUUGAUUAAAACUGCUGAAUGGAUCCCGAUGAAGAUGUCGGACCGGUGGGCCUGGUAGAUAAACUAUGCAGGCACUUUCUUAAAGAUGACGAGAAGAGAAACAUAUUCAAGCCAAAAGAUGAGAAAGGACCGUGGAGGAGAAAGUUACGCAUCAGAUUCUAUGAUUCUCUCUUCAGCAACUUAAAGAAAGUAAAAGCAAGGUCAAAGAAUUCUAAACCGGGGCCAUGCAUGACUGAAGUUGACAAGUUAUUUGCCCACGCCUAUGAGUUAAGAGUUCAGAGAAGAUUUGAUGAUGCCAACUCAUUGGAAGAGUUCAUACUUGACUUGGAUAAGUUAGAAGAAAAUGCUGGUAGCUCUGUUCAGAAUGUUUUGAAGUUGCUCCUCUGCUUGGCUGGUACAGGCUGUCCGUCUGCUCAGGAUGCCUUGGGACACGGCAAACAGCAACUACCAGUUUUUCAUCAAUCACAGGCAUCAAAGGCUGUAGUUCCAGUUGGGCCGCUGAACUAUGGCGACACACAACUAAGGCGGCCGUUUGAACAAUUCUAUAUGCAAUAUCCAAGGCAAAUCUUUGAGAUGCCCUGUGGUACGAUCGCUUUUGAAAUGCCCCCUGCAUUGAAGAUGAUCAACAGCACGGUCUGCGAGAGUACCCCUGGUAGCAACCUAUCUACCGACUUUUUCAUGGCCCACGGCCUGCUGAACGACACCCACGAGAAGCGGACACACUUGUCUCUAUUUGGUGCUCUAGUCAACAGUAGAAUGAUGUCACUGGAUGCCAGGUUAGACUUACCCGAUCUUGACGAGGAUGCUGGGAUUAAUGUGCCGUCAUUGAGCAAGAUUACAGAGUACACUACAUCUCCUGAUGAAGGGUUCGAAACGAACUCGUUGACGUCGAUGACUAUCCCUGUUGCAGACGUUACUCCUGACGAGGAUAUAUGGGAGCUGGCUCUCCACUACGUACCAUCCAAGCAUCGUACUUGGGAGAACAUCGGGCGCGUGCCUGGACCCACCGAGCGUCCCUACCUAACUGAGGCUGGACCUCACGUGUUUGACGAGUUAUGCAAGCUCCGGGAGGCCGACAUCCAGUUGCUGGAUCCCAAGUUGCGUCUGCCAAAACGACGAUGCAUUUCUAUGAAGAUUCUAGUCCGAGACGUUCUCUAUUUGCUCACGGGAGUCCUAUCCAAAACGUUUAUGUUUGAUAAAGAAAAAGAGGAAUUCUACGUCUGCCCAGGUGUUCAUUUGAGUGGCACAUCACCGGAAGCCCUAACCCAGCUGUGCUCCGAGCUCAUCGAAUGUGGCACCAACUAUCACAGACUCUUCAAGUUCUCCAAGCCCCCUCUUGUCAAUUCGCUCUACACCCAGGGCCUAGUGUUCCAGGCCCUGACGGGCGCCUUGAGGAAGUAUCUCCACUACUACGAGGCCUGUGUGCUGAUGGUGUCACAUAACAAGACCGUCAUGGAAGUGAAUUUCAUGUUCAACAAGAUCAAGCCACAGAUAAGGUUCCUGGCAGAGCUGUGUCUGUGCUCCAUGCGGCCGCCUUCUGGCUUCCCGAGUCCGGCAGAAGAGUUCCCGAAAGGGAUUAAGCUGCUGUCCUACCUGUACCAGAUAACAGUUGAUAACUGCAGCUCUGAUCACUAUCCAGUGUUGCUCUCCAUACUCUACACAAGCUGUGGCCCUUAUAUACAAUUUAUUCAAAACUGGGCCUAUCAUGGCUUUUGUCAGGACAUUUAUGAGGAGUUCAUGAUUCGUGUAAAUCAAGACUUUCUGUUCUGUAGGGAUAAAUAUUACUGGACGAAUGGCUAUGAGAUGGUAUCACAGGAGUCUGAAGAGAUGGUGCCUCUUUUCUUGAAGGAUCUAGCUCUAGACCUAUUUGUGUGUGGCAAGUCUAUCAACUUGCUCAAGUUAUGUUGUCCAGAGCAUUUCAUGUGUAACUUGGAUGAAGAGAGCAUUCCUCGAGUGACGAUCACAUUCUCGGGUCACGACCUGGCAAUGUUACAGACAACAUGCCAGGCUUACAUUAGUCGGAUGAAGCAGAUAGCUCAACAGAAGAUUCACACCAGAGCUGAGAUUAAAGAGCGUGCCGAAAGAGCCAAGUUGGAUUUGAUACAGAAAGCCAGGCAUGCUGCUGCUAAAGAGAUGGACAAAUUCCAGGCCAAACUGAAGGAAGUUCGCCGAUUGGUUGAUGCCAAGAAGAGGCAGCAGUUCCAUGAGUUAAAGCAGCAGAUGGUGGACGAUUUGGAGCGGAGGCAGCAGGUGAUUGACAAAGAGAAGGAGGAGGACAAAGCCAGGAUAGAUGCGGCGACGAGGACGGAGGGAGAGGAGAUGACAGAGGAGCAGAGGUUGGAAGAGGAGGCCAGAGAGGAGCUGAUCGCCUACUACAGUAAGCUGACUGAGGAAGCUGCCCGGAGGGAACAGAAAGCCCUGUGGAAGAUACGGAGGCACAAGCUGGACAAGGCCCGGGAGCUCUACCUCCUGAAAAACGAAGAUGACCUCGAACAAGAGAUGCAGCAAUACAGAGCAAAAUUGAAUGCCUCUAUUGAUGAAGCAGAUGAGAGUGUUGAGCAGACUAUUCCAACAUCCAACCUUCUGAACCUCACAGUCAACCAGCCAGCCUCUGCCCCUUUGUCUGCUGUAACCAGAAAUAUUCUCGAUAUGUCCAUCCCCAACUUCCCCUUAUCGACAUCAGUUGUCGGACCACAGGUUGAGAACCUUUUGGACAUCACCCUGGACCAGCCGGCCAGCCACGGCAUUUCACAUACGGAUGGGAAAAAUCUAAUGGAUGCAUCGUUGAGUGAUCUCCCCAACUGGGCCCAAAGAACUUUUCCGGCUGGUCAAGAGAUGACUUGUGGUGUUGAAGAUUCUGCAUUGCCUAAAUGGGCCAAGAAAGGCAAUGUGGAUCCGAGCCUGGGUGCUCAGGUUGUGGUUGAUUCGGCCGAGGUUACCCAGGAGGAUCCAAAAAAUGUGACUUCGACUCUAGUGGUUUUGGACGAGACUUGUGAUGAGUCGAAAUGGAACAAGGGGCCUUCUCUUCAGAUGGAUGCUGAUGGGUUACCUAAGUGGGCGCAGAAAGAUGGCCCUGCUACAGGUGACGGUUCCAUCAAUAUGCCUGAGUGGGUGAGGGAAGAACUUGACGAAGUUGAUGAAACAGAUUCCGAAAAUCUGAAAAUAGGAGCAGACGAUACUAGUGUUUUCGGGAAAAACAUUGAUGUUGAUCCUGCUGGAAAGGCUCGUACUUCUGUCAGUGAAGCGAAUGGUGUUGUUACUAACGUUCGAAUGGUAGAAGGAUUUGCGGCAACAUUGGAAACGGAAGAGUCGGAAUCCAAACCGCAUAUUGUGGUUUUUGAAGACAAGCACGCGUUGAAGGAGACUGAGCAAAGGGAAGAGCGGCCAGCGAUCAAGGCCAUCCCUGGGGAGCAUAUUGCAAGAGAAAGUGAGGAUAACCCCAUGGAGUACCAGUACAUGCCACCGCAACUUCGAACACCGGAAGAAAUCUACAGAGAUUUGGAUCAAAAUACUUCCGGGUACGAAAUACGCCAGAGCAGACGUAAAUUAAAAAUGGGCAACUUGCCAAAAAACAUUCUCAAUAAACACGUCUCUGAAGAAUCGAAAAUUUUGGACGUUAAGUCAAAAAGUGCUAACGUCCAUGGACAUCAUUCAGAUGAAACAAAUCUUGUCGAACAGAGUGUUAGGUUUGAUGAAGUCAGACGUAGGAAGUUCGAAGAGCUGAAUGUUCAUGGACAUUCGUCGAAGGAGAGUGACGAGGUCGUUAAAAUAGCCACAAGGAAUGUCCACGGGCAUCAUUCGCAGCAAUCGGAGUUGAGAGAUGUUGAUGCGGCGAGGUUGAAAAAGUUCAAGGAGCAGAACGUACACGGUCAUGCGUCUGCCCAGUCGAAUAUGCUCGACUUGGACACUGUCCGGAUGAUGAAGAUGAAGAAGUUACGUGAAACGAAUAUUCACGGACACGUUUCAAGCGAGACUGCCGACACGGACGUGGCACGUUUGGAGAAGUUCAAGAAGCGUAACAAGCAUGGUCAUUCAUCAGAUUCGACAGUGCAGAGGCUGCUGUAUGGAGUUGAUAAGUUUGGAGUUGCAGCGGUUAAGGAUGAGGAGAUGAGCGAUGGAGAGAAUGCUGACCUGACAGUUUUUGAUCAUGGCCAGGCGGCUGAAGAGGCUUUGUGGGUGGAGGAUCGCCUUGAGCCUUAUCAAGACAACUUUGACAUUGUCAAUGAGCCUCCGAUGGUUGACAUCACCCAGGACAUCUACCAGAGUCCGUUCACCCUCUGGCAGGACGUGGAUAAAGUUGACAAUCACCAGUACAUGUCCCUGCCAGUCUUAUUGAAGAAGUCAAUCACAGCACCAUUGCUUGCUCAGAUUUCACUAGUGAACAAGAGCAUGGUGAGCUACUUCUAUCACGACCUGGAGAUCGACCGCCACUUUGAGGCAUUGCGGAUGUACCUGUUUAUGGAAGAUGGAGAAUUUGGCCAGACGCUCGGUGAACACCUAUUUGAAAAGCUGGCUCAGAACCCUCAACCCCAAGAUGUCUUGAAUCCGGUCUUCCUCAAUGGCGUGUUGACCAAAGCCCUGCGCUCCUCUAUUCAUGGUGACAGUGACCUUGCUAAGGGCAUCUCCUUCGUCAUCAAGCAUGUGCCACACUUCUUCAGCUUAAACGGCGACGGACCUCUUGAGUGCAUCGAUCUGACAUACAAGGUGGACUGGCCGAUGAAUAUUAUUAUCACGGACAACUGCUUGGUCAAAUACGGCAAGGUGUUUACGUUCAUGUUACAGCUGAAGAGGACUGUAUGGACACUAAAGGAUGUGUGGCAUCAGCUCAUCAGAGAUCCGAUGAUAUUCAAGGCAAGGAAUGUGCCACAGGUCAGGCAGUUACAGUUGUUCAGGCAUGAGAUGCAGUGCUUUGUCAAGGUGAUGCAGGGCUACAUCUCAAACCAGAUCAUCCACGUUUCCUGGCGCGAAUUUCAAGACGAUUUGAUGAAUAAUGUGCACAGUCUUGAUGAUCUGCAUCACAGGCAUGCCGAGUACCUCAACAAGGCAGUAUUCAGAUGCUUGCUGAAUGCGAAAGCUGCCCCUGUCAUGAAGGUGAUACAGGAUAUCUUCAAGCUCAUCCUCCGUUUCCACGCCUACCUGACUGGCUUUGCCUGGCAGAAGAGCGCCACCAGUGGUGAGAUCACGCACCCCAACUUCGCCAACUUGCUGGCCACUUACAAGGCUUUCAAAGACUAUUCCAUUUUCCUGUUCAAGGUUGUGAACAAGCUGUCCGCCCGGGGAUACCAUCAACAUCUUGAAGAGUUCCUGCUGCGUUUGAAUUUCAAUUCUUACUACACGGAGCACCAGCCAAGAUAAUGAACUAUGAUGACAUGUUUGUACAGUGGAACCUCUCUUAGCGGACACCUCUCUAUUAAGGACAUACUCUCUAAUAAGGACAGCAGUUUUGGUCCCAAACCUGUCAUUUCUAUUCAAAUUGACCUCGGUAAUCAGGACACCUCUCUAUCAAGGACAGCAUAGGUCAGUCCCAAGUGUGAUCUCAGUAGAGAGGUUCUGUUUUGUGUUCCUACUUCUGACAACGUUCUACUGAUCAACUUGUCGUCGAACAAGGUGAAUUGACGAUGGUGAAAACAAUCACAUCUUAUGAGAGUCAUACCAUCGUUGUGACGUCAUUUACUAGUGUGACAUCAUUUCAAAAUCAAUAACAGCUGACUUGAUGAAUUGAUGGGUCUUUAUGUAACGAACAUGUACAGUUAUUCAAUAAAUGUUUUCCGGGUACAAUCCUUAGUACUUCUGAUGUACUGUGAAAAAAGAGAGACCCCUAUUGGCGACUGAUUGUAACUUUAUCUGACCUACCUGGCUCCUGCCUCUUGUCUCCCUUUAACAUUCCAGAGGCAGGGAGGCAUGACUAGUUAUUCUUUGAGACUAUUUGAUGAGUAUUUUUAAGUUGUCAGGGCAAAAAUCGAUUUCUCAUGUAGGUGUCCCUUUAAUCAGUUAAAGAGUAUCAUGCUUACUUUUGU